Trametes versicolor FP-101664 SS1 is the source of this 1341-nucleotide messenger RNA. RefSeq lists its product as uncharacterized. The record is from RefSeq and is a predicted model, not a curated record. NCBI's taxonomy places the organism in Eukaryota, Fungi, Basidiomycota, Agaricomycetes, Polyporales, Polyporaceae. The coding region runs from base 91 to 1023 and encodes 310 amino acids. The transcript has 2 exons.
CUUCGCCCCGCCGUCCUCGCCGUCGCCGCCCUCGUCCUCGCCGACAUUAAAGAACACGUCCACUCCUUGCGCGUAUCCUACACCUUCGCCAUGAAGUCUAUUGCAGCAGUUACGCUCUUCGCGUCGGUCGUCCUGGCCCAGUCGUCCUCUCUCAUUCCUUCGGGAAUCAGCACUCAGUGCUCGACCUUCCUGAGCACGUUCGACAAGGACAGCUCGCUCUCCACCUGCACCACGUCCCUCAUCUCCGCCACCUCCUCGUUUGCGCCUAGCACGAACGCGUCCGCGGCGACCACUACCCACUCCGCCUCCUCCAUCAGCGCGGCGCUGAACAGCGUGUGCUCCACCGCCUCCACCUGCCCUGAUACCUCGGUCCGCCAGAACCUCGCAGACUUUUACACUGCGUGCGGCCCCGAACUCACCACGAGCGCAAACAAAGACGUGAUCAAGAUUUACGACGUUCUCUACGCGAUCAUCCCUCUGCGGCAGGCGGUCUGCUCCAAGGCUGACAACGGCCAGUACUGCGCCACCCAAAUCGCGGCCAACUCCACCGCCUCCUCGAGCACGCUCUCGGCUAUCUCGAAGUUCGUCUCGUCGGGCGGGGUGUCGCUCACUCGUCGUGCGACCACCCAGUCCGUCGUGGCCGUUUCGCCCAACGCCACGACGUUCGCGACCAACAACCUCCUCUUCUUGAUGCUCCUCCCCACCACGCCCGAGGCGUCGCUGUGCACUUCGUGCACGCGCAACGUCCUCACGCCCUACAUCAGCUUCGAGUCAUCCACCCCCUACGCUCCCGGCCUGUCUAACUCCGUCCUCCUAUCCGGCCAGACUGCCCUCUACGCGGCGGUCAAGUCCACGUGCGGUGACAGCUUCCUUAACGGUGCCGUUGCGGCCGCGGCUGGUCUCUCUGGCGGUAUCGUUGGUCAGGUGUCGACGACGGACGGAGCUGCUAGCCUUGCGAUUGGCACCGGUGCCGUGGGUGCGAUCGUGGGUGCGAUCGCCCUCGCGUUCUCUGCAGCGCUCUAAGGCGGAGGAGAAUCAGGAGAUGUGGAAGUUGUUUUAGAGUAUGCUCUUUCUCCGUGAUCCUUCGGUAUCGCGAGUCGCUAUUUGAUGUUAGUAUACCCCGUAGUGUUGUUGCGUUCAAUUGAGUCGAGUAGGGCAGUCGCCAGUAAAACACGGCCGAUUUCCGGACACGUCCUAUGAAAGCAAAAUACUGUUAGAAGUGCUCCUUGGGUAUCGCACAACUCUUUUAAUGUAUGCCCCGGCCCUCCAGAACAUCUGCUGUGGCUGUCAGUAAUACCGUCGAAGUUGCCUCCACUUCGAACUACUUAAUAUUUGCCUUCC